UUUAUCAAUUUCGUUUUAUGUCAAAAAGUACCUACAGACAAAGAGUGACUAUUAUUUUUAGUUUUCAUACUAAUUGUGUAAAUUUUCGUGCAAAAUGUCUUCAAGAAAAAAGGUUCUUUUAAAAGUUAUCAUCCUUGGCGACAGUGGCGUUGGUAAAACUUCGCUGAUGAAUCAGUUUGUCAACAAAAAAUUUUCCAAUCAGUACAAGGCGACAAUAGGCGCUGAUUUUCUCACGAAAGAAGUAAUUGUCGACGACCGAAUCGUCACGAUGCAGAUUUGGGACACAGCCGGGCAAGAGCGAUUCCAGUCAUUGGGGGUGGCGUUUUAUCGUGGGGCCGACUGUUGCGUCUUAGUCUUUGACGUAACUGCCCCCAACACGUUUAAGUCCUUGGAGAGUUGGAGAGACGAAUUUUUGAUACAAGCUUCACCACGCGACCCAGAAAACUUUCCAUUUGUUAUUCUAGGUAAUAAAGUCGAUUUGGAUAAUCGUGCCGUUUCUGCCAAACGAGCCCAGCAAUGGUGUCAAAGUAAGAAUGAUAUUCCUUAUUUUGAAACAAGUGCCAAAGAAGCUGUAAAUGUCGAACUCGCGUUUCAGACUAUAGCGCGUAAUGCUUUGGCGCAAGAAACAGAGGCUGAAUUGUACAAUGAGUUCCCUGAUCAGAUCAAGCUGAACGCCAACGACAAUGGUCGCAAUAGGGAUGGAGAUAACUGUGCUUGCUAGGUUCCAUACUAUUUCCAUCAUUGGUAAUAUAUUAGUGUCUCCUUAUUUUAUAUAAUGUAAUACAAUAGAGUAUAUAAUAAUUUUAAUUUAUAAGUUAUAGUUACUUUGAUAUUUUACUAAUAUGUAAAAAAUGUAUAGAUGUGAUAGGUCUUUCAUUUUGGAGUUUUAUACAGCCUACAGCUGCAGUUAUAUACUUCAACAUUUAUGAAUUGAAAAAUAUGCUUUUAUCACAUUCUCAUAAGCAUGAUAGUUUUUAUUAUUUUAGUAAAGUACAACUGGAUUUGUUAAAAAAAAAUGGAAUCAAUUAUUGGACACAGUUUAUAAUCAAUUUUAUUUCCAAAGAUAAUAGGUAAUAAAGGCAAAGUUUAUUGUGAUACUAUUUUACUCAUGUUGUAACAGAGAAAAAAAAACAUGCUGGGUUUUUAUUUAAUUUGAACUUAUAAAUUGUUUUAUGUAUUAAUUAGUAAAUUAAAAAGUAACUGUCAAGUCAAAUACUCCAGAAAUAAAAUAUUUUCAAAAAUAUUAUAUAACUUUUUAGUAAAAUGUAGCAGUCUUUGUGUAGUAGCCAAUGAAAAUGCAGUAAUAUUGGUUGAUCAUUUUAAAAAUACAAAAACUUACCUUUUGUGAAAUUUCAUUCAUAAAGGUAUAAAAGUGAUGAUUAUUUAAGUAUUGUUGUAGUUCAUAUUUUAUUUUGUUUUAUAGUUCAAAAGAUGUUUUGGUUUCAUAACCAAAAGUAUUGUUUUGUGUCUUUCUAUUUCUAAAGAUAAUUAUUACAGAAUAACCCAAACAACAAAACAAAGUUAUAGAAUUUAAAAUAAAUCUUUAAAAGACAUUUUUUGUGUUGAUAAAUUGUAUUAUUUAUUUUAUAAAGUUUUGUAAUUCAAGUUUUGGCAAUAAAUCUAAUUCUGUAUUGCUUUAAACAAGUGAACAAAUUAAACAGUUGUUUCUUUAUUAUUCAUAUAUUUAAUAUUUCUGUAUAUAUUUGAAUUUUAUAUUAAUAGUCAUAAGUAGUUAAUAGUAAAUAAUAACAGAUUUACACGUACAUAUAAAGUUACUUUGCAUUUUAUAAUACACUCAUUCUUUUAAAAAAAAAGCUAUAUAUUGUAGUAAAUAUUGUUACUGGUAUGGUUAUCUUUAUCAUAAAAUUAUGGUAAGGACAUAAUAUAUAUGAUGUGGCACCAAUCGUCCAUGCAAAACUAAAUCAUUUAGUCUUAAGAUAACAUGUGUUGCUAAUAUAUCAUUCAUCUUGAUAUUUCGAGUUAUUGCAAUAGUUUCAACGAGCUCACGUUUGCAUGGAGAGCUCAGUUUGUUUCUUACCUUAAGGUAGUUAUAUCAAAAUAUAUCUUAAUGCUCACAAGUAACUAAUAAGCAGCUGUGCAUUAAUUACGAAUGUUUUAGAUCUGUCAUAAAAGGUUGCAAUAAUGGCCUAUCAUUGAAAUUAAAGAUUGUUUUGAGAAAUUGGGAUGUCUGAUAAGACCUUGCCAUUGGAUUACGAAUAUUUGUAUUAUUACUUGAUACUUACUUGAUUUUUGAGGGAUCUUAUUCAAUUUUCAAACAAUAACUUAAAUUGUAAGGUAUAAUUUAAAGGUACAGAAAUACGAUAUACGCUGUAAUUGGUUGCUUCUAAUUUUAUAUUAAUAAAGAAAAAUCCACAUCCA
Molecule: messenger RNA, 2379 nt
Organism: Melitaea cinxia (Glanville fritillary)
Lineage: Eukaryota; Metazoa; Arthropoda; Insecta; Lepidoptera; Nymphalidae
Gene: Rab7
Product: ras-related protein Rab-7a
Exons: 1
Coding region: 95-721 (208 amino acids)
Biological process (GO): endosome to lysosome transport; phagosome-lysosome fusion
Cellular component (GO): phagocytic vesicle; late endosome; lysosome
Molecular function (GO): GTPase activity; GTP binding
Source: RefSeq, a predicted model, not a curated record